GCCAAAGGUCUCCAAAAAUUAAAAUGGUACUGCCAAAUGUGUCAAAAGCAAUGUCGUGACGAAAAUGGAUAUCAGUGUCAUAUUCGUUCUGAAUCUCAUCUUCGCCAAAUGGAUCUCUUGAAAGAGAGUCCUUCAAUGUAUAUGCAAGGUUAUUCUAAACAAUUCCAUGAUGACUUCAUCAAAUUGCUCUCUAGAAGAUGGGGAACCAAGAGGGUUCAUGCAAAUCUUGUAUAUCAAGAAUAUAUCUCUGAUAGACAUCAUAUACACAUGAACGGUACAAUUUGGGAUACUUUGACUGAUUUUGUAAAACAUCUGGGCAGAGAAGGUACUUGUGCCGUUGAUGAAACGCCAAAAGGGUGGUUUAUUAGUUGGAUUGACAACAGUCCUAAGGCUUUGGCUAGACAGGAGGCAAUUUUGAAAAAAGAGCGAGCAGAAAAGGAUGAGGAAGAAAGAGCUCGCAGAUUAAUAGAAGAGCAAAUAGAGAGGGCACAGAAAGAAGCUGAUAAUCCGGGACUAGAUGAAGAAAAAUUUACGGAACUCAAACGAAGUAAUGAAGAAGAUAAGAUAAAACUCAACAUUUCAUUAGUAAAAUCAGAAUCUUCCGUUUCGUCUUCUACCGUUAAAACCGAUUCAUCUACCACAACACCUUCUACUAAUGGUUACACUCACACUAGCAUCUCAUUUAAUAAACCUACUUCCCAAAAAAUGUCUCUUAGUGCGUUAGCUAAAAAAUCCGGUUCUUUGAAUAUUAUUCUAGAUGAGAUGGCGAGAAAGAAAAGGAUGGAGGAUACGAAUGAAAAUGGAAACAAGAGGAAGGAUGAUCAGAGAGAUCAGAAAUAUAGAGAAAAAUAUAAGAGAUCGUAUGAUCGAGAGUCAAAAAGAGCACGCAGGUAUUGA
This is a messenger RNA of Cetraspora pellucida, 897 nucleotides long. NCBI's taxonomy places the organism in Eukaryota, Fungi, Glomeromycota, Glomeromycetes, Diversisporales, Gigasporaceae. The record is from the annotation of a GenBank genome assembly.